AAACGUUGCUGAGCCAGCUUAUCCCGCCGCCGUAGCCAGAUCGCGCCCCACAGGACAGACUCUCGACGCUGCGCCGUUUCGCUGGCUGCCGCCCACCGCACUCGAAAGCACACCAGACGAAGGGUGCCGUCCCCCAAUGUUUGCGCAUGCCCUAGCGACACCAUGAGCGACCCUAUCGAGCCCGUGCCGAGCCUGCGCGACCCGCUUGCGCCCGUGCCAGAUACCCCCGAUGCCGCCGAAGAGAGCCCUCCCCGCGCCGACGCCGCCAAAGCCGCUGCGAAUGCGCCGCCCGUGGACUGGAGCGCGCUGCUGGACCGCGCGCUGGUGUUCCUGUCGACGGCAAGCAACGAGACGCUGGGCGCGUGCUUGGUUGGCCUGGGCGCGGGGACGUACCUGGUCCUGGGACGAGUGGGCUUGAUCCUCAUCGGCGUGGUCGGCGGCGUGGCCCUGCAUGCGACGUGGGAAAGCCAUGCGCACGGCGACCGCGGCCCUGAGACGAGCCACGAGGUGCGGCGCAAGGAGCUGGGCGUAGACAUUGCACAUCGCGUGCUCUCGUGGCGGGAAAAGCGAGACAAGAGCAGCGGCGACGACGACCAUGACGCCGACCUCAGCGUCAAGCUGUACUCGGGCCAGGAGCUCGACUUCUCAGACUUCCGCCCCGAGACGGCAGCGGCGCUGACGGAGCUGACGGACGCCAUCAUUCGCGACUAUGUCAAGUGGUGGUACAACCCCAUCAUUCCCAACGAAACUCUCUUCCCCAACUCGUCGCGCCAGACGUUGACUGCUUUCCUCAUCUCCAUGUCCACCCACCUCUCCCGCAAGCGGCCUGCCGAUACGUUCGUCGAUUUCGUGACCAAGUCCUCGUCCUUUAUGAUCAUCUUCUUUUCCGAGCUGGCCAAUGCUAUCCUGGCGAACCCCGGCGACAGUGCGACUGAGGCCGUGGAUCUGUACCUGAAGAUGAAGCGCGAUAGCACGCUGGCCACCAUCCUCGACAAAGACUUCCAAACGAAGCAGCUCGGCGGUGUCGCCGAGGACAUCCUGCAAAACUACCUGGAACCCAAGACGUACAACUGCAAGCCAGCACGCGAGUUUCUGCACCAGAUCCUGGCCAAGGUGGUGCUGGAGAUGAUCGUCGCCACGUGUUCCAAGCCCGAGUGGAUCAACGGCUGGAUCGUGUACGCGCUUGAGGACGGCGAACCGGAGCUCAUGGAAGCCAUUGAUGCCGGCGUUGAGGCAUCACCCCUUGGCAAUGCCAAAGAAAGCGCCGAGAGGCGGGAGCACAACGAGGAGGUCAGGAAGCACAAGCGCGUUGUAAGCAGGGCACAGCAGGCCAUGGACGAGGCUAUGCAGGAAGCGCAGCGGUUGAACCAGAUGAUUGCAGCUGAGGAUGCCAGACGGCUGAAAGAGCAACAACACAUGUCAAGUUCGUCCUUGACCGACGACCAGUCCGAAAGCACUACGCAGGGCGUAGUCACCCCAACUUCCUCGCAAAGCGAAACGCUCGCAGAGAACGACAUGUCAGCCUUUGGCAUCUCAAAUAUGCCCGCGCAGUCCUCACAAUCAUCCGACACGCCACCUCCAGGCCAAGAGAACGCGCAGCCGCGGAAAGAAGCCUUCACCAGCUUCGACCAGCUGGUCUCGAAUGCUCCUCCCACAGCACUGAUGGACAACCCACCACCUGCACCCCCGCCACUGACACUCCACAACUGCAAGAUGACCAUCUUCGAUGACUCUAUGCCGGGCGAAAAGGGAAUGAUCAAGAACAAACCCACCGCCGAGUACCUGAUCCAGAUCGAACCUUCGCUGGACUAUUACAAAGGUUGGAUGUCCGCAAAGAAGUAUGCCGAUUUUGAAACGCUUCACGAGGUGCUUCGCCGCAUAGCGCCCAUCACCGGCGCGAUGGGUUUCGUGGAAGCCCACAAGGACCUGCCAACGUGGAAGAACCACACAAAGGCGUCGCUCCGCGGCGAGCUGGAGCGGUACCUGAACGAUGCUGUGCAAUACAGGCCUCUCGCCGAAAGCGAAGGCAUGAAACGCUUCCUCGACAAAGAGAUUGGCAACGGCAAAUCACCUGGCGCAGGCGGUAUCUGGCCCGGUCAGGCAUUCGAGACGAUGGGCAAGGGCAUGAUGAAUGUCCUCACUCAAGCACCCAAAGACGUCGCGGGCGGAGGGAAAGCGCUCUUCGGGGGUGUAACAGGCGUAUUGGGCAGUGUCACCACCCCAUUCGGCGCGAAGAACGGGAAGAAGCGCGCAGACUCGGCGUCGAGAAGCCCAAGUGUGUCGCGCACCUCGACCUCCACGUCCAAUGCACCCAUUUCAAACCGGCAUGGCCGCGCUGAAAGCACGGUUUCCGAGCUCCCAACGCACAUCCGGUCCGAAAGCACCAUGUCGUUCGCUGCGAAGCGUACAUCGACAGAAUCUCUCCGCGCCGCAAGUUCGCCCAUAAUAGAUCAGCAGCCGCAGAGAGAGGCGCCCAUGGAGCGGCGGCCAAGCUACAACCCCGAUGGCGAUGGCAAGCGCUCCGGUCCGAGCAGCCUGUUCGGUGGGUCGAGAAGUGCGAGUCGGGCCGCGAGCGUGAGGGAGAGCAUGGAUCUGUCGCCCACGAUGGGCGGCGACCAGCUCAUGAACCUCCCUCCAAUGCCCUCUGAGAUAUCGGACGACUACACCGACCCCGUUCACAGCCGGCACCCGUCACGCGCAUCAACUACUUCCAUUCCCAUCGCCACAGACGCACCUCCCGUUCCUCCCCUCCCCCGUCGCCCCUCCGCCAUCUCCCUCACCUCCUCCAAUCUCGCACCCGCAGUCCCCACUGCAACUGCCGCCUCCUCCCCGGAGCGCAGCAAAAAGAAAGACAAACCCAAAGCCGCCCACGCGCCCCUCUCCGAGCCCGAAACCACUGUCCUCAUCGAGCUCUUCUUCGCCACCAUCAACGAACUUUACACCCUCUCAUCUGCGUGGUCCCUCCGCCGCACCCUCCUGAACGCCGCAAAAACAUUCCUCCUGCGCCCGGGAAACCCGCAAUUGACGUCCAUCCAGACGCUCAUGCAGUCCACCGUUCUCGACGCGAAUACCUCCGACGAAGGGCUCGCGUACCACAUUCGCAAGAUACGGGCGAAUGCGCUACCCACUGAGGCGGAGAGUAAAGACUGGGAGAAAGAGUGCGAGAAGAAGGGCUGGGUCGGGGGCGAGAUGGGGGAGGAGGAGAAGGAGAGACUUAGGGUGAAGGCGAGGAAGUCGCUGGUCGAGAGGGGGAUGCCGCAGGCGCUGACGAGUGUAAUGGGGCAAGCGGCGAGUGGGGAGGCGCUGGGGCGGGUGUUUGAUGCGCUGCAAGACGCAAGAGUUGCACGAGGCGUGAUAUUCGGGAUUAUGCUGCAGGCGUUGAAGGGGGUUACGCAGUAAGUGGGAGGGGAUGGGGGCGCGUGCAUUGCCGGCGUUCAGGUAGUAAGGGAUUGGGAUGAUGUCUGACACCGUUAUAUACACACGAAGUAGCACGAUUGUAAUUGUACGAUAGAUUACGCUUUGGAAGGCAUUCCGCGAGCGGGUAAGCGAGCUCGGGUGGACCGUGCCAUGCUCAAACUUCCUGAUUCGGCAAGCCGCGAGGACUGUCGAUUGCAGCACGAAAUUCAACCUCCAAGU
This is a messenger RNA of Paraphaeosphaeria sporulosa, 3636 nucleotides long. RefSeq lists its product as uncharacterized. Bases 163 to 3399 code for a protein of 1078 amino acids. The transcript has 4 exons. The record is from RefSeq and is a predicted model, not a curated record. Gene Ontology annotation, cellular component: intracellular membrane-bounded organelle. Lineage: Eukaryota; Fungi; Ascomycota; Dothideomycetes; Pleosporales; Didymosphaeriaceae. Gene Ontology annotation, molecular function: phosphatidylinositol binding.